Messenger RNA from Dipodomys spectabilis (banner-tailed kangaroo rat), 3917 nucleotides. RefSeq names its product ubiquitination factor E4A (gene Ube4a). The transcript is spliced from 20 exons. The record is from RefSeq and is a predicted model, not a curated record. Bases 125 to 3328 code for a protein of 1067 amino acids. Gene Ontology annotation, molecular function: ubiquitin-ubiquitin ligase activity. NCBI's taxonomy places the organism in Eukaryota, Metazoa, Chordata, Mammalia, Rodentia, Heteromyidae. Gene Ontology annotation, cellular component: cytoplasm; nucleus; ubiquitin ligase complex. Gene Ontology annotation, biological process: protein polyubiquitination.
CGGCUGUCGCUCUAAGUCGGAAGUGGGAACCCUUUGGCCCCUGAGACUGUGAGGUGUCGUCGCUGCCGGCCCUUUAGGCCCCGCCCCUCCCCUUAGGUCUGGAUGGAGGAUAUCUUAAAGUGAAAUGACAGACCAGGAGAAUAACAACAACAUCUCAAGUAAUCCCUUUGCUGCUCUUUUUGGCUCCCUGGCCGAUGCCAAGCAGUUUGCCGCAAUCCAAAAAGAGCAGCUGAAGCAGCAAUCUGAUGAACUCCCAGCUAGCCCAGAUGACUCGGAUAAUAGUGUGUCAGAGAGCCUGGAUGAAUUUGAUUACUCUGUGGCUGAGAUCAGCCGCUCGUUCCGAUCACAUCAAGAAAUAUGUGAGCAACUCAACAUCAAUCACAUGAUCCAGAGGAUCUUCCUCAUUACUCUGGACAACAGUGAUCCAAGCUUGAAAAGUGGCAAUGGGAUCCCCAGCCGUUGUGUGUAUUUGGAAGAAAUGGCGCUGGAGCUGGAAGAUCAAGACUGGCUUGAUAUGAGCAAUAUUGAGCAGGCCAUCUUUGCCCGGUUAUUACUUCAAGAUCCAGGAAACCACUUGAUUAACAUGACUUCUUCUACAACAUUAAAUCUCUCUGCUGAUCGAGAUGCAGGGGAAAGGCACAUCUUUCGUUACCUUUACUCCUGCUUCCAAAGAGCUAAGGAAGAGAUUACCAAAGUUCCAGAGAAUCUGUUGCCCUUUGCAGUGCAGUGUAGGAACCUCACUGUGUCUAAUACCCGAACGGUUCUUCUCACCCCAGAGAUCUAUGUUGACCAAAACAUCCAUGAGCAACUGAUAGAUUUGAUGUUAGAAGCCAUCCAAGGAGCCCAUUUUGAAGAUGUAACUGAAUUUCUAGAAGAGGUCAUUGAAGCAUUGCUGUUGGAUGAGGAAGUUCGAACAUUUCCUGAAGUUAUGAUUCCAGUGUUCGAUGUUUUAUUGAACCGGAUAAAAGAUCUGGAGCUCUGCCAGAUCCUCUUGUAUGCAUAUCUGGAUAUUCUUCUGUAUUUCACUAGGCAAAAGGAUAUGGCUAAGGUUUUUGUAGAAUACAUUCAGCCCAAGGACCUUAACAAUGGGCAGAUGUAUCAGAAGACCUUGCUGGGAGUCAUUCUCAGUAUCUCCUGCUUGUUAAAGACUCCGGGUGUGGUAGAAAAUCAUGGCUACUUCCUGAACCCAUCUCGUUCCAGUCCUCAGGAGAUCAAAGUGCAGGAGGCCAACAUCCAUCAGUUCAUGGCUCAGUUCCAUGAAAAGAUCUACCAGAUGCUGAAGAACUUACUCCAGCUCUCUCCAGAAACCAAGCACUGUAUCUUAUCCUGGCUUGGGAACUGUUUGCAUGCAAAUGCAGGCCGCACCAAGAUUUGGGCCAAUCAGAUGCCAGAAAUCUUCUUCCAAAUGUAUGCCUCGGAUGCCUUCUUUCUGAAUCUGGGUGCUGCUCUUCUGAAGCUAUGCCAGCCAUUUUGCAAACCCAGAUCCUCCCGGCUCCUCACCUUUAAUCCCACUUACUGUGCCCUGAAGGAGUUGAAUGAUGAAGAACGAAAAACUAAAAAUGUACACAUGAGAGGCUUGGAUAAAGAAACCUGUUUGAUCCCAGCUGUACAGGAGCCAAAUUUUCCACAGAGCUACAACCUUGUAACAGAGAACCUUGCCCUGACAGAGUACACCUUGUAUUUGGGAUUUCACAGGUUGCAUGAUCAGAUGGUGAAAAUCAACCAAAAUCUGCAUCGGCUGCAAGUAGCCUGGCGGGAUGCUCAGCAGAGUUCUAGCCCUGCUGCUGAUAGUCUCCGGGAGCAGUUUGAACGACUGAUGACCAUCUAUCUUUCUACCAAGACGGCGAUGACUGAGCCACAGAUGCUACAAAACUGCCUAAAUUUGCAGGUGUCUAUGGCUGUUCUCCUGGUUCAGCUAGCCAUAGGCAAUGAGGGCUCACAGCCAAUAGAACUAACUUUUCCUUUGCCAGAUGGCUACAGUGCUUUGGCUUAUGUGCCAGAGUUUUUUGCAGAUAACCUGGGUGAUUUCCUCAUUUUUCUCCGUCGCUUUGCUGAUGACAUCUUGGAGACAUCUGCGGACUCCCUGGAGCAUGUCCUCCACUUCAUCACCAUUUUCACUGGAAGCAUAGAAAGAAUGAAGAAUCCCCACCUCAGGGCCAAGCUCGCUGAGGUGUUAGAAGCAGUGAUGCCUCACCUUGAUCAGACCCCAAGUCCCUUGGUAUCCAGUGUGUUCCACCGGAAACGUGUAUUCUGCAACUUUUCAUAUGCACCCCAACUUGCAGAAGCGCUAAUCAAGGUUUUUGUGGACAUUGAAUUUACAGGAGAUCCCCAUCAAUUUGAACAGAAGUUUAAUUACCGCCGUCCCAUGUAUCCCAUCCUGAGGUACAUGUGGGGGACAGAUAGCUACCGGGAGAGCAUUAAGGAUUUGGCUGACUAUGCCUCUAAGAAUUUAGAAGCCAUGAAUCCCCCACUUUUCCUUCGCUUUCUUAACCUGCUGAUGAAUGAUGCCAUAUUCCUUUUGGAUGAAGCUAUACAGUAUUUAAGCAAGAUAAAGAUUCAGCAGAUUGAGAAGGACCGAGGUGAAUGGGAUAGUCUAACACCAGAAGCCCGCCGUGAGAAAGAGGCUGGCCUACAGAUGUUUGGGCAGCUGGCACGUUUCCAUAACAUCAUGUCCAAUGAAACCAUUGGUACCCUUGCCUUCCUGACAUCAGAGAUCAAAUCACUGUUCGUACACCCAUUCCUGGCUGAGCGCAUCAUCUCCAUGCUGAACUACUUCCUACAGCACUUGGUUGGCCCCAAGAUGGGUGCUUUAAAAGUCAAGGACUUCAGUGAAUUUGACUUCAAGCCCCAGCAGCUCGUAUCAGAUAUCUGUACUAUCUACUUAAAUCUUGGGGAUGAGGAGAAUUUCUGUGCCACUGUGCCCAAAGAUGGACGUUCCUAUUCCCCAACUCUCUUUGCACAGACAGUUCGAGUCCUGAAGAAAAUAAAUAAGCCUGGGAAUAUGAUUGUGGCUUUCAGCAACUUGGCAGAGAGAAUCAAGUCUCUUGCAGACCUCCAACAACAGGAAGAGGAAACCUAUGCAGAUGCCUGUGACGAGUUCUUGGAUCCCAUCAUGAGCACACUGAUGUCUGACCCUGUGGUGCUGCCAUCAUCCAGAGUCACCGUGGACAGGUCCACCAUUGCCAGACACUUGCUCAGUGACCAAACAGAUCCUUUUAACCGUAGUCCCCUCACCAUGGACCAAAUCCGGCCAAACACCGAACUCAAAGAGAAAAUCCAGCAGUGGCUUGCUGAGAGGAAGCAACAACAAAAGGAGCAACUUGAAUAAAUACUGUGAACGAAACAAACCAAAAACCCACCCCAGAGUGUAGAUAGAACAACCACUUGUGGUUUUCUCUCUUUCUAGUUCUGUUCCUUUCCUUUAUCAGUUUUCUUCUUCUUUACUAAGUUAGAAAAGUGUUCUUGCUCAAAUUAUGAUAAUUAAGAUUCCCAAGAAUUUGUCUGUGUUCCCCCUGGCUUGCAGGAAGUUCUACUUCUUGUAGCAUCACUAAGUGUAGAAAUCAUUACUGAUUUUCAGUCUUUGUUCAUUCUCAUUCUUUCUUCUUCGGUUUCCUACCUUAAAUUAUAUUAAGUUCAACUACUGGAACUUUUUGCCACUUUAUCUUUCCCUUUCACAUACUGCUCAAAACAUUUUGGUGAGCACUGCUUUUAAGUCUACGAUGUCAAAUAGUUCAAUGACAACUUAUGUUAGAAAAUGCUGUGUUAUCCUGUGUAUUUACUAGUCCUGAUGAUACAGACUUAAAAUCCUAAUUAAGCCCUUGUCCUUAUUAUAGCUCUGUAAUAUUACAGAAUAGCUUUUCAUAUAAAAGUAAAUUCCUCCAUGUUUGUGUAGAUUUUUGAAUGAAAGGUGAGGUUUU